UUACAAGAUGGAGCGGUUGUGCGAUACUAACUGUAUACUCUCGUUUAAGUUUUUGUAUCAGUCGGGUUAACGUGUUCAUGUAUUUGUGCUUGCUAUAGUUAAUAGAAAAGUUAAAUUAUGUGCAGGACAGUUAAUCGUAGUAUUUUACGAUUUAAUGAAGCUUAAUAAUAGUACAAUCCACUCGAGACAUGGUGACACUGUCACUGUCACUGAUACUGAUACGGAGUGAUAGUGAUACCGAUGGAGGACUGACCGAGUUUGAGAGUGCGAUAGUAGUUUGCAACCUCUCAGUCACACGGCACUUUAAUUGUUCUUGUGACUUGUGAUGCAGGAUGCUGUCUAGACGAAAGGAUGCAGGCAAAAGCCUAAAUGAUGGAGUCGUUGGAAAAUAUGUGAAAAAAGAUACGCCACCUGUUUUGCCUAAUUAUCACACACCGGUGGCAAGGCAGGCGGUUAGCUUCCAGCGACGAAUCCAGGCGACGGGCGGACAGAACCAACUCUCGCCCGUCAAGUCCUCGAGCUACCCACAGAUGUUUGUGAGUCAACAGAAUACCAUGCCCUACCCUGCCAGUUCCACCCUUCAGCAAGCGUAUCAGCCGGUCUACGGGGCGACGUCGUCCUCGUCAAUGAACAAGAUUCCGCCAUACAAUAGCGGCAGUGGCUUUGUGCAAAUACAGCGUAACGCGUACGGCCUGGUCGACUAUCACCGGCCUACGCCGCAGCCGACGAACGCACCGCGACCUGUGUACAGCACCGGCGGGCACGACUAUAUCUAUGUGAACAGGCCCGUCGUGGCGAGCAUAACUGUGACGGCGGACCACGUGCCGAGAACUAGCGGUCACGACUCUGCCGCAGUGGUGCCGCCGGUCACAACGCGCUAUAGUGUUAUCACACAGACCGUGUCACCGCAGGACGACUACAGCCAAGAUUAUGAUGAGGUUGGCACGAUGUAUGAUGAGCGUCCAUUGAACCAGUACCGUGUGGAUGUCAGAGGCCAAGCCCAGUAUGCAUCUCAGCAGGCCCUUGGAAUCGGAUCGGGCAGUCCAAAUGAUCCUGAGCUACCCCUGCCACCUGGCUGGUCGAUAGACAGGACACUAAGGGGUAGAAAGUACUACAUAGAUCACAAUACUCAAACAACUCACUGGAGUCACCCACUGGAGAAGGAAGGCUUGCCAACUGGUUGGGAGAGGAUAGAAUCACCUGAGCAUGGCAUUUAUUAUGUCAAUCACAUCACAAGGAAGGCCCAGUACAGGCAUCCGUGCACGCCUCGGUUUCGAUAUAGCACACAGCCCUCCACAGGCUCACAGGGUCCCAGUCACACAGAGUUCCAUCAGCAUAACGUAUUAGUACCAGCCAACCCUUACCUAAAUGCUGAAAUACCGGAGUGGUUGUACGUAUACUCCCGGGCUCCGCAUGAUUCCGAUCACAAGCUCAAGUGGGAACUGUUUCGCCUGCAAGAACUGGAAGGUUAUGAGGCCAUGCUGCGACGCCUGUACAGACAGGAGGUAGAGCAGAUUGUGAUGGCGUAUGAAGCUUACCGCCUUGCCCUGCUGCGAGAGAUGGAGCAGCGACUGCUGCAGCGACAGAAGCAGCAGCAGCCCUUAACACAGGACAUCGAGACAAAGGUCUGAAGUCUCUUAAAGAAUCCAGGCACACACAGAUAUUCUUUAUGUGAGUAACGUUACAAGUAUGCAUUGCGUUUAAUGUUAUCAUGAUUUUGAGAUGAAUCUUUUGUACCAUGUUGGAAAAUUUUCAUGUUGAGAGUUUGAUCCAUUGUAGUAUAUUUAAGAGAAAAAAUACAGGUAUUUUGUAAUAGCUAUAAUGUGUGUCUCUCAAGAUAUAGACGGUUGUGUAAUGUGCGUGAAGGUUGCGCGGUUAUGAGAGCAAUGCUGGCCAGUUCACACUAUAUUAGAAAAUGUGUUUUUAGUCAUUUAAAAAGAAUCUUGAAGUUUUGUAAUAAGAUCAUGUAGUUGCAGAUAGCUUUUAUUAUUAUGUGUAUAGCUGUUAUUGAGUAAAUAUGACAAGGGUGGAGGACAGCAUUGUUCCUAAAUGUAGCGGACAAUCGAUUUGGAUGCUUGCCUCCUUAUAAUUAUCUCUGGUAGGUAAAGUACGAGUGAAUAUGUUUGUUAUGUGUGCGUGCAUGUAGCACUUCAAGUUGUGAUUAACAGAAUUUCCUUGAUAUGAUCAUCAACAUUGUAAAUGUUGUAUGUUUAAAUGUCUUUUCCCCUACUACUAUACGUCAUAGCAACUGUGUUGUGUUUUAUAACAACGUGGGAACAUAACACAUGAGUAAGCCAUGCAUUUUGUAAAUAUUGUUAUGCAUGUACUAUAGUUCACAUCAGUAGAACCCACUCCAAGAAUCUAACUGGACCGAGCCAGAUUCCUGGAGUGGGUUCUACUGAUGUGGAUUUAAACCCUUGAGUCCAGUGUAAAAUAAAAGAACCGAGAAGAAGAAGAAGAAGAAGAAGAAGAUGUAGGAUGUGAGUGAUGUGCGUUCAGCAGAGGCACCGCACCCUCUACCAUAAACCACAUACCCUAGUUAACGUCGUUUUUUGUACACAAGUAUAUUAACUAUGUUAUAUCGAUGCUGUUUAAUAACAUGCGUAUACGUUUUAGGGAUGAAGGCAGCUAUAUAUGUGUUCUCUGUUUUCCUGUUGCUUGCAAAAUUGCCAGAGUAAAACUUUGGUGUGUAGCUUUACAGGAAAAUUAAAUGUUUAACAAAGUCCAUGAUGACUUAGGUGAGUCGGUGGCGAUUAAAUACUCAUUACAGGGUUUAAAUGAAUUAUAGAAUGGGUGAGCGAAGGCAACUGAAUGUUAAUCAAUGUAUGUGAGGCUCAUAGGGUCUAUGUCCCCCAGGGUACUGCCGGAACGUACCCUGGGUACGGUCCGGUAUACCGCAACG
Molecule: messenger RNA, 2902 nt
Organism: Priapulus caudatus
Lineage: Eukaryota; Metazoa; Priapulida; Priapulimorpha; Priapulimorphida; Priapulidae
Product: protein salvador homolog 1-like
Exons: 8
Coding region: 333-1631 (432 amino acids)
Biological process (GO): hippo signaling; regulation of cell population proliferation; apoptotic process
Molecular function (GO): molecular adaptor activity; protein binding
Source: RefSeq, a predicted model, not a curated record